GCUGUCAACACACAUUAACACACUUGAAUGGCUGGGGAGAUUUACAAUGCCUAUAUGACUGUAACGGAAGUUCACAUGCAAGGCUAGACUCUGACACACCUCGACAGUUGUAGCUUGCAGUGUCCAGGUCUCAGUUCUAUCUUACUAUUGUAAAGCACACAUUUAUACAGCAUGAGUGACAACCUUGUGUCAUGUGACUGGCUGAAGAGUCAGAUUGAAGGGAGACAACCCAAUGAUCUCGUCGUCCUAGACGUGUCGUGGUCCAGCACCAAGGAUUGCCACAAGGAUUACCUCAAGGAACACAUUCCAGGAUCUGUGUUCUUCAAUGUAUUGGACUUGGCCGUCAACACUGAUCUCUAUCCUCGAAAUAUCCCCACCUUGGACGUCUUCCAGAAGGCAGCUAGGGACGCUGGCAUCAGCAACACCUCCCAUGUCGUCAUCUACAGCAACACCGACCACUGCAGCUUCUUCAUCUCAGGCCGCGCGUGGUGGACGUUCCAGAUAUGUGGACACCCAAAGGUGUCUGUCUUAAAUGGCGGCUUACAGAAAUGGAAGUCUCUAGGUUUCCCCACCACCGACACCAGGCCGGACAUCCGGGUCGGCAACUUUGAGGCUAAAUGGACCCGCACCUUGUACCGUACAUUUGAUGAGUUCAGUGAAGCCCUUUCAGGACAGAAGAUCCAAGUGUGUGACUCCAGGGGUUCCGACAAGUAUGCAGAGCACGGGCACAUUCCUGGAGCUCACAACAUCCCGCUGUCGUCACUGAUGGAUGAAGAGAAGAAAGAGAUGAAGUCCGUGGAGGAGGUGAAGAAAUUGUUUGCACAUGCUGGUGUGGACCUGACACAGCCUGUAGUCACCCACUGUAACAGUGGGAUGUCCUCCUGCUCGCUGGCCUUCGCUGCUCACCUGUGUGGCAACACUGAUGUCGCUGUCUUCCAUGGUGGAUUCACAGAGUGGAAGACGAAAGCUUCAGACAAGAUUGAGAAAAGCAGCUGAAUUCUUCCCCUCACAGUGACAACAUACUCACAUGCUGAAACCUGGCUGAUAAAAAAAUAGAAAUAAACUGUGUCAAGUGUAACUGAAAGUAUAUAUGAUGAUUGCAAUGGGUGCCAUGUGACUGUUAUAGAUAGACACUUGCGUCACACAACAGCUGGGGUUUAAAAUAGAUUUGAGGUGUCCAGUAUUUGAAGCGGCAUUUUGCGUGUACACUGACGAAACCAGCUGCUACGGGACGCCUCCAUAACCAGAAUGACAUCCCCACUAUUCAAGGGCAGCUCUCUUCUCCCAGCUGGCAUCAGUCUUUGUGGUUAUGUAUGUUGUUCUGUUUGAGACAUUCCGAUAUGUGAUUAAUAUAACCAGAGUUUAUACACUGCCAAAAUAUUCAGUUUUGAUAUUGAUAUGUUAUUGCCCUAGUAUUGCAUACAGCAACAUUUUCAAUUGUAUUCUUACACCAUUAUCAAGCUGGAGUGACAACAACCAAGUGAUGAGAGGUAUACAUGCAUGAUAUGUUGUGAUAAGCAGCAGAUUAACAUUGACAACAACAGGUAAUAGAUAACAAGUGGCCUACAGAUAACUUGAUGAAGCCACAUGUACAGUAGGAAUAACAAAUAUACCUCUCACCACUGGGUUCUUGUCACUCCAGCUGAUAGCGGUGGAAGAGUCUACAUUCAAACAUCACUCCAGCUGAUAGCGGUGUAAGAGUUGACAUUUGAACAUCACUUCAGCUGAUAGCGGAGUAAGAGUCGACAUUCAAACAUCACUCCAGCUGAUAGCGGAGUAAGAGUCGACAUUCAAACAUCACUCCAGCUGAUAGCGGUGUAAGAGUUGACAUUCAAACAUCACUCCAGCUGAUAGCGGUGUAAGAGUCUACAUUCAAACAUCACUCCAGCUGAUAGCGGUGUAAGAGUCUACAUUCAAACAUCACUCCAGCUGAUAGCGGUGUAAGAGUCUACAUUCAAACAUCACUCCAGCUGAUAGCGGUGUAAGAGUCUACAUUCAAACAUCACUAUAUGCAAUAGAGUUGUAUGCUUUCCUACUUACUCACCAGCUUCUAGAAUGACAAUCAAACAGUGAGGGAAUUAUCAUAUAGGAUCAUAUAUAGCAUCAUACAUCUGAGGGCGGUGGGGUAGCCUUGUGGUUAAAGUGUUUGCCUGUCACACCAAAGAUCCACAUGGGUACAAUGUGUGAAGCUCAUUUCUGGUGUCCCCCACCAUGACAUUGCUGGAAUAUUGCUGAAAGCGGUGUAAAACCAUACUCACUCACUCAUACAUCCCAGAAGCGUUGCACAGGGAAACCCCUGGACCCAUGCAGUGUAUACUUGUUGUUGGGCGAGGUGACUCAAUUAAUUGGGAGCUCAGACUCUGUAUCUUGGUGGAUAGCUCGUCAUCAUAUGCUGAUGGCAGAUAUUGUUGCCUGUAACAUCAAUAACUUGAUUGUUUAGCUUCUUGAGAUUUCUUGUGCAGAGGAUUUCUGUAUUGAGUGGAAGUGACACAGGUUCUUUUGAAGGUUGAAGGAUGAUUGUGUCCUGAUGGCAGUAGGAUUGCACGACGCUGAGAAAGUCAAAGUCCAAGCAGCCACUCUUAACCAUGUUACAGAUGUUCUAUAGUUUUAUUUUAUUGUCUAUAAUUGUUGUGGCAACUCAUUUUAUAACUAACAUCAAUAAAAAAAGUAUAUUUUUC
Messenger RNA from Haliotis rufescens (red abalone), 2678 nucleotides. RefSeq names its product thiosulfate sulfurtransferase-like. Gene Ontology annotation, biological process: transsulfuration. Gene Ontology annotation, cellular component: mitochondrion. Lineage: Eukaryota; Metazoa; Mollusca; Gastropoda; Lepetellida; Haliotidae. The record is from RefSeq and is a predicted model, not a curated record. Gene Ontology annotation, molecular function: thiosulfate-cyanide sulfurtransferase activity. The transcript has 8 exons. The coding region runs from base 172 to 996 and encodes 274 amino acids.